Molecule: messenger RNA, 2910 nt
Organism: Clarias gariepinus (North African catfish)
Lineage: Eukaryota; Metazoa; Chordata; Actinopteri; Siluriformes; Clariidae
Gene: luc7l
Product: LUC7-like (S. cerevisiae)
Exons: 10
Coding region: 1438-2328 (296 amino acids)
Biological process (GO): mRNA splice site recognition
Cellular component (GO): U2-type prespliceosome; U1 snRNP
Molecular function (GO): mRNA binding
Source: RefSeq, a predicted model, not a curated record
CCGCUGGAGGAAGAGAGACGGCGGCGGUGUCGGAGGGAGGCGGCCAUAUUGUUUUCCUCUAAUAACAGAUCGGUUUAUUUAAAUAUAAAGGUUUGUUUUUAGAGAGUGCAUGUUGUAGAGGAGUUAUAACACACCGCGUGUGGUUGUGUGUUUAAUCACAGAGAUGUCGGCUCAGGCUCAGAUGAGAGCUCUGCUCGACCAGCUGAUGGGAACGGCGAGGGACGGUUCAGUGUAUCUUUGCCAGCCUACAUCAAUCUGCACGGGAGUUGCAGAAAAGCCUCAUGUUCAUCGAGCCGUGAGUCACACAUGAUUUUUAACGCUGUUAUGAUCCAAGUUAUAAUCACACACCAAUGGUAGUCUGUGAUAUUUGCUUUUUUUCCAACACUUAUUCUGUCAGCCACAGUAAAGAGAAAUUUAAUAAGUUCAUAAGUAAUAAUAAUUAUAAUUAAAAAAAUUUGGAAGAAAGAAGGCAGGCGGGCUUUAACGCGCGCUUGCCGCCGUUUGCGCUUACUAGCACGCUGACUGACCAGGACUUACAGGAAUAAAAGAAAACAAAGAAAGAAAAGAAGUCAAUCCUGCGCCGACGCUCUGCUGCACUUUGACUCUUGUGUAUGAUUCCCAACUUCCUUAUUGCAGGUUUGGCAUUUUAAUCUUUAAUAAGGCCACCGAAGGGCUGGAGCUCCAGGCUGGUACGGUAUGGGAGAGAGAGAGCGAGAGAGAGAGCUCGCAGUGUGUAUAAAACUAACACUUUACUCUGAAGUUCAUGCUCUUAUUUUAUUUUAAAUUGUUUUUUUUGUUUACUUUUUUGUAUUUCUUUCCUCACAUCAUGUUGUUAAUCACUAAAGGAGUGGAAGCUGAUAAUCAUCUGUGCGAUACGUCACAAUGUGUUUAACACGCACAAUGUCUCACGUGUAACACAAAUAAGGUUUAAAACAAAUGUCAUUUUCAUUAAUAAUUCUGUAUCUGGUGUUAUUAGUGACCCCUAGUGGACGGAUCGUGUAAUUACUCAGACUUACUAAAGCGCGCAGGCCUGUUGAGUGACUUUAAUGACAUUGUGCGUCUUAAAUAUCGCUUAUUGACGUUUUAAACCCCAUUUUAGAUAGUCUUCAUAAAUAUACACACCUGUAUAAGACCUUAAAAAGAAUCUCACACAUGUGAGGAUGCUGAUUCCAAAAGUUAAUGCCCCUUAUUAAAAAAAAGCCUGCCCUCUUUUGUCAGGGCCCGCCCCUUUCCUGUCCCGUCCCUUUUCUCCAGGUUUAGGAGUGUGUGUCAGUGUUUGAGAGCGAGGCGUGUCCAGGUGUGUGUGUUGGCUCACUGCAUGCGUGUGUUGCUGUUGCAGGAGACGAGUCUCGACAGCGGGUGAAGUUCACGGACGAGCGAGUGUGUAAGUCUCACCUGCUGAACUGCUGUCCUCAUGACAUCCUGUCAGGCACGCGUAUGGACCUGGGCGAGUGCUCCAAGAUCCACGACCUGGCCCUGAGGGCCGACUACGAGAUCGCGUCUAAAGAGAGGGACCUGUUCUUCGAGCUGGACGCCGUGGAUCAUCUGGAGUCGUUCAUCGCCGACUGCGACCGGAGGACCGAGCUGGCCAAGAAACGCCUCGCCGAAACACAGGAGGAGAUCAGCGCAGAGGUCGCCGCCAAGGCGGAGAAGGUGCACGAGCUGAACGAGGAGAUCGGGAAGCUGUUGGCGAAGGCGGAGCAGCUCGGUGCUGAGGGGAACGUGGAUGAGGCCCAGAAGGUCUUACAGGAAGUGGAGAAAGUGCGCACUAAGAAGAAGGACGCUGAGGAGGAGUACAGAAACUCCAUGCCUGCCUCCAGUUUCCAGCAGCAGAAGCUUCGUGUGUGUGAGGUAUGCUCCGCCUACUUGGGUCUCCAUGACAACGACCGUCGCCUGGCCGACCAUUUUGGUGGGAAACUUCACCUGGGCUUCAUCCAGAUCCGAGAGAAACUCGAGCAGCUGAAGAAAACGGUUGCGGAUAAACAGGAGCGGCGAAACCAGGAGAGACUGAAGCGUCGAGAGGAGAGGGAGCGUGAGGAGAGGAUGAAGAGAAAGACAAAGUCACGCAGCCGGGAGCGCAGGAGGUCUCGCUCUCGUGAUCGCGAGCGUGAGAGAGAGAGGAGACGGAGGAGGUCUCGCUCGUCCUCCAGGGAGAGACGUAGGUCAAGAUCUCGAUCCCGAGACCGAGAGAGACGCAGGAGACACCGAUCACGCUCCAGAUCUCCCUCACACUCUCGCAGAGAACACUCGCACAGGUCAUCACGGGACCGUCUUAACGGGAGGGCGGAGUCUCGUCGCUCCGGGGACAGAGAGUCUGGCGAGCUCUGAGGGCCGUAACCUGGCACAGUUAUCAUGGAAACUACAGCGUGUCUCUUGGCUAUGCGUACAUCUUCUCCUCUCCUUGACUUCUCCCUCAGUUUUUUUUUUUUAGGUUUGUUUUUAUUUACAGAAACACAGACUAGUGCAGUGUUGAGUCACUGCUUCUCCCUCCCCCUGCUGCCUGUCAGGAGGACUAAACUCGUCCCCCCCCCCUCCGUGCCGCAGAUACCGCGUGGUCUUUGUAGUGUUUACACUUUGUUUGGGGGUGGGGACUUUAUCUGUGUGUGCGAGUGUGUGCGAGUGUGUGCGAGUGUGUGCGAGUGUGUGCGAGUGUGUGCGAGUGUGUGCGAGUGUGUGCGAGUGUGUGCGAGUGUGUGCGAGUGUGUGCGAGUGUGUGCGAGUGUGUGCGAGUGUGUGCGAGUCCCCAAACAGGUGAUGAAGGUGAAAUCCUGUGCUGGACUAAUUAAUGUAGGACUCAUUACGGUGCAUUAGUCCUCUUUUCCUUAUUCCACUCCCUGUUCUUUUAUAAACUCCCUCUGAUUUAUCUCGUCUCUCUGUAAUGCAUUAUUAAAUAAAUUUUAUUAACACUUG